Paramecium sonneborni is the source of this 6464-nucleotide messenger RNA. Lineage: Eukaryota; Ciliophora; Oligohymenophorea; Peniculida; Parameciidae. The record is from the annotation of a GenBank genome assembly.
AUGAAUCCAUUGAGACCAAUAAGAGUUUAAGAGGCAUAUAGAUUUUCUUAGCUGGGUGUAAGCCAAACCAAUUUCAAAUUUGGACAAAUAUACUUCGAAUCAGAUAAAUACAUAACCAUUAGAGAGACAGCCCCAAAUGGAGAAACACAAUUGUUACAAUUCAAUUUUGAGACAAAACAAUUGAUUUCUCGUAAGCCAAACAAAGCAGAUUCUGCAAUAAUGCAUCCAGAAAAGAAUAUCAUAGCUUUGAGAGCAGCAGGUGAAUAGCCAAAUUCAACAGUGAUCUAAAUCUUCAAUUUAGAUGAGAAAUAAAGAAUAAAGAAUGUUGAGUUGAAUGAACCAAUAAUAUUUUGGAGAUGGGUGAACUUGUAAAAGUUAGCAUAUGUAACACCAACAGCAGUUUAUCAUAUCAAUAUUACAAAUCCUAAUGAACAAUAAGUUAAAGUAAUGGAUAGGUAAUAUUUAAUACUAAUAAUAUAUAAGAUCUGGAGCAUUGUCAUCAGAGAAUCCAGUUUAAAUAAUUGGAUAUGGAUUGGAAGGAAAUGAGAAAUGGUGUGCAUUAUAUGGUAUAUCAACACCAGAUGGAGGUAGAACAAUAAAUGGACAUAUUCAACUAUUUUUGAUUGAAUAAGCAAAGUAAUAAAUAUUGGAGGGACAUUGUUGUUGUUUUGGAGAUGCUUUAAUUCAUACAGAUGAUUACAAAAGUAGUUUAUUCUGUUUUGUGGAAAGAAAGUCUGGUGAGACAACUAGUAGAUUACACAUCUCAGAAAUAGGAGUACCACCUAAUGGAUUCUAAAAAUUUAAAAGAUAAGUUGAAGUUUAGACUGAUCCAAAUUAUCCAGCAGAUUUCCCAGUCUUAAUGCAUAUUAAUCAAAGAUAUGGAUUAAUUUAUGUAAUAAGCAAAUAUUCAUUUCUUACAGUUUAUGAAUUAAGCACAGCUAGUUUGAUAUUUAGAGAGGUAUAAAUAAAUUCAAAUAAUAAAAUAGAGAAUCUGUAAUGAGAAUGUGUUUGUAGGUGCUCCAAAUAUUAAUCAAGGUUAAUAUCAUAUCAUAGGUAAGGAAGGAAUAGUAUACACAAUCUCUGUAAAUGAUGAUUAAUUGGUUUCCUAUUUGAUUAAUACAUGUAGACAUAUCCCUGAAGUUAUUCAAUUAGGAUUCCGUUUAGCUAGUAGAUAUAAACUUCCAGGAGCAGAAAAUAUGUUUGUUGAUCAAUUUAAUAAAGCAAUUUUAACUGGAGAUGCUUUGAGUGCUGCUAAAAUUGCUGCAAGUGCACCUGGAACUGUUCUUAGAAAUCCAGAAAGUAUUGCUAAAUUCAAAUAAAUGUAAUAAUAACCAGGAUAACCUUAACCUCUUAUUGUUUAUUUCUAAACACUUUUAGAAAAAGGCACUUUGAACAAGUUUGAAGCUAUUGAAUUGUGUGGACCUAUUUUAUAAUAAGGAAGAAAAUAAUUUGUUGAAUAAUGGAUUGCCUAAAAUAAAUUAGAACCAUCUGAUGAAUUAGGAGAUCUCUUAAAAAGAUAUGAUGUCAAUCUAGCUAUUCAAAUCUACAAAUUAUCCAAAUCUUAUUAAAAAUUAGCAUAAUGUUAUAUGGAAACAGGAUAAAUCGAGUUAGCUAUGCAAUUAUAAUAAUAAUUUGGUGUGUCUACAGAUUAUAUGGCUAUGCUUAGAAAUAUGUUGAUGUCAUCUCCAGAAUAAGCUCUUGCCAUGGCUAAAUCUUUAUAUCAAAGAGAUUAAGGUAUCAAUGUUCAUUAAAUUGCUGAACUCUUUGAAUAAUUCUAAAGAUUACCUGAAAUGACUGCCUUCUUAGUUGAAUGUAUGAAGAACAACAGAGCUGAAGAUGGACCAUUAUAAACUAAAGUUUUAUGCUUGAAUUUAUAAGCUGCUGCUUAAGUUGCUGAUGCUAUCUUAUAAAUGAAUAUUUGGACAUAAUUUGAUAGAAUUAGAGUUGCUUAAUUAUGUGAAUAAAAGGGUCUCUAUCAAAGAGCACUUGAAAAUUAUUCAGAUCCUAAAGAUGUUAAAAGAGUCAUCUUAAAUACUCAUGCUCUACCACCUGAAUUUAUUGUUAAUUUUCUAUCUAGAGUUGAUCCUGCUUUAACUCUUUAAUGUCUCUAAGAUUUAUUAAGACAUAAUAGAUAAAAUUUAUAAGUUGUUGUUAAUGUUGCUGUUUAAAAUAAUUAAAGAUUAACAAUCCCAGCUUGUAUUAAAGUCUUUGAAUCAGUAAGUGCCUUUGAAGGAGUCUACUUAUUCUUAGGAUCUUUAAUUAAUACCACAUCUGAUAAGGAUAUCUAUUAUAAAUACAUUGAAGCUGCUGCUAAAUGCAAUUAAAUAAAAGAAUUAGAGAGAGUUAUUACAGAAAAAGGAGAUUGCUAUGAUGCUGAUAAGGUUAAAAAUUAUUUGAAAGAAUAAAAAUUAUCUGAUCCAAGACCAUUAAUCUUCUUAUGCGAUAUGAAUGGAUUUGUUGAUGAAUUAACAAGAUAUCUAUAUAAAAAUGGAUUUACAAGAUAUAUCGAAAUUUAUAUCUUUAAGGUAAAUCCAAAUGCUGCUCCUGCAGUUUUUGGUACAUUAAUUGAUUUAGAAUGUGAUGAGGUUUACUUGAAAUAAUUAUUGUAUAACAUUCGAGGAAUGUGCCCAAUAGAACCAACAGUUGAAGAAUUUGAGAAAAGAAAUAAACUUAGAGUAUUAGAAUAAUGGCUUGAAGCAAGAGUGACAGAAGGUAAUUAAAUUCCUGCUAUUCACAAUGCAUUAGCUAAAAUUAAGAUUGAUACAUCUUAAGAUCCUGAUGGAUUUUUAAUAAAUAAUCAAUUUUAUGAUGCUAAAGCAGUUGGUAAAUUUUGUGAAGAAAGAGAUCCUUAAUUAGCAGUGUUAGCUUAUAAGAGAGCUUGGGGAUAAUGUGAUUAGGAAUUAAUAAAUUUGACAAAUAAAAAUGAGAUGUACAGAGUGUAAGCAAAAUAUCUAGUAGAGAGAUAAGAUGUUGAUUUAUGGGCUGGAGUAUUGUAGGAAACAAAUCCUCAUAGAAAAAAUUUGAUUGAUUAUGUAAUUUAAGCAUUACAAGAUUCUAAAAAUGUUGAUGAAGUGUAAGCAGCUGUAAAAGCAUUUGUAUUGGCUAAGAUUCCUUAUGAAUUAUUAGGGUUAUUGGAAAAAUUAGUAUUACAUAAUCCUGAAUUUAUGUAAUACAAAUAAUUAUAAAAUUUAUUAAUAAUUACAGCAAUUCAAAGUGAUACAAGCAAGGUUUUGGAUUACAUAAAUAGAUUGGAUAAAUUUGAUCCAUAAAUAAUAGCUUAACAUUGUUUAAAUGAAGAAUACAGAUUGUUUGAGGAAGCAUUUGCAGUUUUUAAGAAAUUUAAUUUACAUAUAGAUGCAGUGAAUGUAUUACUCAGAAAUUUAGGAAAUGUUCCAAGAGCUCAUGAAUAUGCUUAAUAUGCUAGUUCAAAUGAAGUAUGGUCAUUAUUGGCUGAAGCUUAUUAUGUAUAAGGAUAAGUAAAUGAAUCUAUAGAUUGUUAUAUUAAGGCUAAUGAUUCAAGUGCAUUUUUAAAUAUAAUAAAUGUAGCUGAAUAAGAGGAUAGAUAUGAAUUAUUAGUUAAAUAUUUAUUAAUGUGUAGAUAAACAGUAAAGGAUGUAAAUAUUGAUAAUUCAUUAAUUUAUUGUUAUGCAAAAUUGGACAAGAAUUUAGAUAUUGAAUCUUUAAUUUAAUCAAGCAAUUCAGCAGAUUUAAUUAAAGUGGGAGAAAGAUGUUUUGAUCAAUAAUUGUAUGAAGCAGCAAAGAUUAUGUUCACAGCUCUUAAGAAUAAUGCGAGAAUAGCAUCAUGUUUAGUGAGAUUAAAAUAAUUUAAUAAAGCAAUAGAGGCUGCUUAAAAAGCUAAUACAUCAAAGACAUGGAAAGAAUUGUGUUUUGCUUGUGUUGAAGCAUCAGAAUUUAAAUAUGCAUCAAUUGCUGCAUAAAACAUAAUUAUUGUACCAGAUAUGUUGGAAUCUCUAAUUAAAUAAUAUGAAGAAUAUAAUGCAUAAGAAGAAAUGAUGAUAUUAUUAGAAAAUGCUUUAGGUAUGUAAAGAGCUCAUGUUGGUAUUUUUACAGAAUUGGCAGUUCUUUAUUGUCAUUAUAAAUAAAAGAAAGUUAUGGAACAUUGUAGAUAAUAUUUCUAAAAGAUGAACAUCUUAAAAGUUUUAAGAACUUGUGAAAAGAUGUGUCUCUGGAGUGAAGCUGUUUACUUACAUUAACAUUAUGAUUAACCAGAUAAUGCUAUCAAUAUUAUGAUUGAACAUUCACCAACUGCAUUUUCACAUGAUGUUUUAGUUAUGUUACUCUAAAAGAUUACUAAUACAGAUUUGUAUUAUAAAUGUAUUCUCUUCUAUCUUGAAGAACAACCUGAAUAAAUUAAUGAUUUAUUAAGAAGCAUUCAAUCUAAAAUUGAUUUAAGCAAAUUUGUUAAACUUAUGAAGAAUACUGGUUAUUUGGCUCUUGCUUUACCAUUUUUAUAAUAAAUUCAAAAUGCUAAUAAUAAAGAUGUCAAUGAUGCUUUAAAUCAACUUUAUUUAGAUAUUGAAGAUUAUGAAAAUCUUAGAGAAUCAGUUAAAAAUUAUGAGAACUUUGAUUAAUUAGCUUUGGCAUAAAAAACAUAAUCUCAUGAAUUAGUUGAAUUCAGAAGAAUUGCUGCUUAUCUUUAUAGAAAGAUAUAGAAAUAUGAUUUAUCAAUGAAUUUAAGUAAAUAAGAUUAAAUGUACAGGGAUGCAAUUGAAACAGCAUAAGAAUCCUAAAAUGUCAAAUUAGUUUAUGAAUUAUUAGAAUUCUUCAUUUAAAAUAAAGAGAGUGAAUUCUUUACUGUUUGUCUCUACACAUGUUAUGAUUUANUUAUUGUUAUGCAAAAUUGGACAAGAAUUUAGAUAUUGAAUCUUUAAUUUAAUCAAGCAAUUCAGCAGAUUUAAUUAAAGUGGGAGAAAGAUGUUUUGAUCAAUAAUUGUAUGAAGCAGCAAAGAUUAUGUUCACAGCUCUUAAGAAUAAUGCGAGAAUAGCAUCAUGUUUAGUGAGAUUAAAAUAAUUUAAUAAAGCAAUAGAGGCUGCUUAAAAAGCUAAUACAUCAAAGACAUGGAAAGAAUUGUGUUUUGCUUGUGUUGAAGCAUCAGAAUUUAAAUAUGCAUCAAUUGCUGCAUAAAACAUAAUUAUUGUACCAGAUAUGUUGGAAUCUCUAAUUAAAUAAUAUGAAGAAUAUAAUGCAUAAGAAGAAAUGAUGAUAUUAUUAGAAAAUGCUUUAGGUAUGUAAAGAGCUCAUGUUGGUAUUUUUACAGAAUUGGCAGUUCUUUAUUGUCAUUAUAAAUAAAAGAAAGUUAUGGAACAUUGUAGAUAAUAUUUCUAAAAGAUGAACAUCUUAAAAGUUUUAAGAACUUGUGAAAAGAUGUGUCUCUGGAGUGAAGCUGUUUACUUACAUUAACAUUAUGAUUAACCAGAUAAUGCUAUCAAUAUUAUGAUUGAACAUUCACCAACUGCAUUUUCACAUGAUGUUUUAGUUAUGUUACUCUAAAAGAUUACUAAUACAGAUUUGUAUUAUAAAUGUAUUCUCUUCUAUCUUGAAGAACAACCUGAAUAAAUUAAUGAUUUAUUAAGAAGCAUUCAAUCUAAAAUUGAUUUAAGCAAAUUUGUUAAACUUAUGAAGAAUACUGGUUAUUUGGCUCUUGCUUUACCAUUUUUAUAAUAAAUUCAAAAUGCUAAUAAUAAAGAUGUCAAUGAUGCUUUAAAUCAACUUUAUUUAGAUAUUGAAGAUUAUGAAAAUCUUAGAGAAUCAGUUAAAAAUUAUGAGAACUUUGAUUAAUUAGCUUUGGCAUAAAAAACUUAAUCUCAUGAAUUAGUUGAAUUCAGAAGAAUUGCUGCUUAUCUUUAUAGAAAGAUAUAGAAAUAUGAUUUAUCAAUGAAUUUAAGUAAAUAAGAUUAAAUGUACAGGGAUGCAAUUGAAACAGCAUAAGAAUCCUAAAAUGUCAAAUUAGUUUAUGAAUUAUUAGAAUUCUUCAUUUAAAAUAAAGAGAGUGAAUUCUUUACUGUUUGUCUCUACACAUGUUAUGACUUAUUGAAACCUGAUUAAGUUAUGGAAUUGACUUGGAGAUCAGGUUUAAUGGAGUUUGCUAUGCCUUAUUUCAUUUAAAUCACUUGGGAAUUAACUCAUAAGAUAGAAUAUGUUUAGAAAAAGCAUGAAGAUAGAGAAAAGAAAGUAUUAUUCAUAUUUAUAUUUUUAGGAAAUAUAAACUGCUUAAUAAUAAUAAUCAUAAGCUUUACCAAUUGCUUAAGAUUUCUUAUUAAAUUAAGGAUAAUUGAUGUUGGGACCACCCAGUCAAAUGAGUAGCAGUAAUUUAGGCUUUGGAUAGCAAUCUGGAUUUGGAAAUUCAACAAUGAGUUAAGCUCCUAUGGGUUAUGGAGGAUAAUAAUUUGGAUCGUAUUAACCACCAGGUUUUUGACCAAGUUAAAUAUAUUAAAAAUAAAAC